CUCCGCUCCGUCAGACGAUUACUGCACGCGCACAGCGGCCGGGAGGCACGAAAGUCAGAUACACCUGAAACAAUAACGAUCCCAGUUUUACUAUAAACUACUAGAUCAAGAGUAUAUAACGAAGAAAAUGAAUCAGAUCGAGCUCUCAGUGCCUUAUGAUAAUGGAUACGAGCAGGACGAGUACAUGUUACAGGAGGAUGAUUGGGAUCGGGAUUUACUGCUGGAUCCCGCUUGGGAAAAACAGCAACGAAAGACAUUCACAGCCUGGUGUAAUUCUCACCUGAGGAAAGCUGGCACGCAGAUCGAUAACAUAGAGGACGACUUUAGAAAUGGCCUGAAACUUAUGUUGCUACUUGAAGUCAUCUCAGGUGAAAGAUUACCCAAGCCUGACAGAGGAAAGAUGCGGUUUCACAAGAUAGCCAACGUCAACAAAGCCCUUGAUUUUAUCACCAGCAAAGGAGUGAAACUGGUCUCUAUUGGAGCUGAAGAAAUUGUGGAUGGUAAUGUGAAGAUGACUCUCGGAAUGAUCUGGACCAUCAUCCUUCGCUUCGCCAUUCAGGAUAUCUCUGUGGAAGAAACCUCAGCCAAAGAAGGACUUCUACUGUGGUGUCAGAGAAAGACCGCUCCCUAUAGGAAUGUCAACGUUCAGAACUUUCACGUCAGCUGGAAGGAUGGAUUGGCGCUGUGCGCUCUCAUCCACAGACACAGACCCGAUCUUAUUGACUACGCCAAGCUCAACAAGGAUGAUCCUCUGGGUAACCUUAAUCUGGCAUUUGACGUUGCUGAAAAACAUUUGGACAUUCCCAAAAUGCUGGAUGCAGAAGACAUUUUGAACACCCCUAAACCUGACGAGAGAGCCAUUAUGACAUAUGUGUCUUGCUUCUAUCAUGCAUUUGCUGGAGCUGAACAGGCUGAAACUGCCGCUAACCGAAUCUGUAAAGUCCUUGGAGUGAAUCAGGAAAACGAGAAGUUAAUGGAGGACUAUGAAAGGCUUGCUAGUGAGCUGCUGGAGUGGAUCCGGCGUACCGUUCCUUGGCUGGAGAACCGGGUUUCGGAUAAGACCAUGGCGGAGAUGCAGAGGAAGCUGGAGGAUUUCAGAGAUUACCGCAUGAUGCACAAACCUCCAAAAGUGCAGGAGAAGUGUCAGCUGGAGAUCAACUUCAACACGCUGCAGACCAAACUUCGCAUCAGCAAUCGGCCUGCCUUUAUGCCCUCAGAGGGAAAGAUGGUGUCGGAUAUAGCCAGUGCAUGGCAGGGUCUGGAACAGGCAGAGAAGGGCUUUGAAGAAUGGCUGUUGACUGAAAUCAGGAGACUGCAAAGAGUGGAUCAUCUAGCAGAGAAAUUCAGACAGAAAUCCACCAACCACGAGACCUGGACUGCAGGUAAGGAGGAGAUGUUGACCCAGAAGGAUUAUGAGUCAGCAUCUCUGAUGGAGAUCCGAGCAUUGCUGCGGAAACAUGAAGCAUUCGAGAGUGACCUUUCCGCUCAUCAGGACAGAGUCGAGCAAAUCGCUGCUAUAGCUCAGGAGCUUAAUGAGCUGGACUAUCAUGAUGUGGCAUCAGUGAAUCAAAGGUGUCAAAGCAUUUGUGACCUAUGGGACCAUCUAGGCACGCUCACCCAGAAACGCAGAGAGGCAUUGGAGAGAACAGAGAAACUUUUAGAGACAGUGGAGCAAUUGUUUCUGGAAUAUGCCAAGAGAUCUGGACCCUUUAAUAACUGGAUGGAGGGAGCCAUGGAGGACUUGCAGGAUAUGUUUAUAGUGCACACUAUCGAGGAGGUCCAGACUCUGAUAGCUGCCCACGACCAGUUUAAAGGCACGCUUCCCGAGGCAGAUGCGGAGAGGCAGGCCAUACUCGGCAUUCGGCAGGAAGUUCUGAAGAUCUGUCAAAGUUACGGCAUUCGUGGAGACCUCAAGAACCCCUACAGCACCAUAUCUACAGAAGAGAUUGCCACCAAGUGGGACAAGGUGAAGAAGUUGGUUCCCCAGCGUGACAGUGCGCUGCAGGAGGAGUUAGCACGACAGCAUGCCAAUGAGAGGCUCAGACGGCAGUUUGCUGCCCAGGCCAACCUCAUUGGACCCUGGAUACAGACCAAGAUGGAGGAGAUCGGCCUUUGCGCUAUGGUGAUUGGUGGGACUUUGGAGGAUCAGAUGACCCAGCUGAAGCAGUAUGAGCAUGUCAUCAUCAGCUACAAACCUAACAUCGACCGAUUAGAGGGAGACCACCAACUCAUUCAAGAAUCGCUUAUCUUUGACAACAAACACACUAACUACACCAUGGAGCAUAUCCGUGUCGGCUGGGAGCUCCUUUUGACUACGAUUGCUCGUACUAUUAAUGAAAUUGAAACUCAGAUUCUGACACGGGACGCAAAGGGCAUCAGCCAGGAGCAGAUGAAUGAAUUCCGAUCUUCCUUCAAUCACUUUGAUCGGAAGAAGAAUCGAGCAAUGGAUUCUGAUGACUUUAGAGCCUGUCUCAUCUCGAUGGGCUAUGAUCUGGGGGAGGUGGAGUUUUCUCGUAUCAUGAUGCUGGUUGAUCCAAACUCAAUAGGCGUUGUGUCAUUCCAGUCUUUCAUUGACUUCAUGACCAGGGAAACCGCAGACACAGACACAGCGGAACAGGUCAUAGCUUCCUUCAGGAUCCUUGCCGCUGACAAGCCAUAUAUACUGGCGGAUGAGCUGAGGCGAGAGCUUCCACCAGAUCAGUCAGAGUACUGCAUCAGCAGAAUGCCUCCAUACACGGGACCUGGAGCUUUGAGUGGAGCCCUGGACUACACCGCCUUCUCUACGGCCCUGUAUGGAGAGAGUGACCUUUAACCAUAUCAACACCUGGCUUCACCUUUAAAAUACCUUAUUUGUUAGUCCAGUAAAUUCUGUACUCGGAAGAUGAAAUGCACCAAGAAAUGAAAACAUGAAAAGUAAAUUAUAAUGAAGUUCUAACACUAUGUUCUCAGUUGUUUAUAUGAAGUGGCUUUGUUUAGUCAUUCAAAUGCAUUUGAAAUGCAGCCAAUGCAAAGAAAGGAUGAGAGUUAUUUUAAAUCUUAUAUGAACAAUUAAAUCUAAGGUAAGAUUAUUUUACUGUCCCUAUACUAUUAGCUUUGGUCAUACAGCAAACAAAGAAUUUGUAUAAAACAUCAAUAGUAUUGCAAAGUAAUAUGCUGUAGAUGCACUGAUAGUACAAAUUACAUUAUUUUCUCUUUCCCUGAAUUAAUCUGUUAUGGGUGGUAAUAAAAUAAUUGUAUUCUUUAAAAAAUACAGAAUGUAGUGUUAUGCUGAGAGAAAACCUUGAGAGAUUCUUUUACAACAUAAUUAACCUAAAUCUCAUAGACAAUAAUAUUUCAUGCAGUAUAAACAGAGGUUUCAUUCUCAAAUAGAUUUCAUUUCACAGGACAUUUGAACUGCAGACAUUUAUGCUUUUGUAGAAAGUACUAAUGGGCUUGUGAAACUAAAUAUUUAUAACUAAAACACCUGAUUUAAAUGGCAAAGUACUCACCGGGUAUUCUUAUGAACUGCUUUGUUAAAUUAUCUGCAAUAUACAUCUGCCAUGUAUGGUACUUUUGCAUUCUGAAUCAUUUUACCCACAAAUUUAUUUUAAUGCACAAAAAUGAAAGUGACUUGCUAUGAGCAAGAAAGACAAAUUUGAGUGUUUUACUGUGAUGACAAGAAAAUAAACCUUAAUUGUGAAAUGA
Molecule: messenger RNA, 3684 nt
Organism: Triplophysa dalaica
Lineage: Eukaryota; Metazoa; Chordata; Actinopteri; Cypriniformes; Nemacheilidae
Gene: actn2b
Product: actinin, alpha 2b
Exons: 21
Coding region: 128-2812 (894 amino acids)
Biological process (GO): muscle cell development; actin cytoskeleton organization
Cellular component (GO): Z disc; cell projection; cell junction
Molecular function (GO): actin filament binding; calcium ion binding
Source: RefSeq, a predicted model, not a curated record